UUCAAAAUUUCGCGCUGGCCGUUCCCAACCUCCGUGUCACCGCCAGGGCUUUCGCGCCAAAAUCUUGAGUAUUCCUGCGCAAAGAGCAUGAUGGCCCGGACACCCUGUUGAUACUUAGUAGGGUCUCGAAGGGAGGAAGCGAAAGGAAAGGAUAUACGAAUAGAAAGGAUGAAGGAAUUAUCAGCUGGUUAUAUAAACAAUCUUAACUUAUUUUAAACAUGUUGACUUACACUUAGGGAAGUGUCUGGUCGUGAAUAUUGCUCUAUCCGAUAUAGCUGUCUCACGUACCCCCACUAGUGAAGUUUGGCGGGAAUUGAUACUCACGUGGUACGCCAGGCACGCGUUCACGGAAAGUGACAGCAAGAUGGCUUCCCGGCCGGACGGCUACGAGUCCGGGCAUUAUUCAUCCCCAGAAUUUACCACCGAAACUUUGUUCAAGUACAAGUAUGGUGUGGCAUGCGUAUCGAAUGUUGACGGAAGAGGGAAUGUGUCUAUAUACGCCAUGAUUAGAAGACAGCGGAAAAAUUCCAAACCCAUUUUCGACUACGCGAACAUCUUGAUUUACGUCGGCGGUGAGAUAAGAGACGGGUUCUGCAACGCAAACUUAAAGGAAGGCGAAGCUCUUCGUUUUAUGCAGACGCACAUCGAACUUUCAAGAGGAAGAACCAUCAGAAUGAUUUCUGUUCCCGUCGAAGAAGUUUCAGCGAUGUUCGUGCUGCCGCUACAGAAGAAAGCUAUGGAGAGGGGCCUGGGCUUCCCUGACCCUAACACAGCGAGCGCAUUUGAGUAUUUCAAACAAGUCGCCAAGAACUGCCCCUAUCAAACUGUGGAGGAAUUCUUUGAUGCUAAACUUGGAAAAGGUCCCCGAAAGCCUGAUCGAACCAAGUUCAGUGGUCACAGAGGAGAACUAGAAGCAUGGUGGCUGGAAAGGUCGGAGCUGUUGUAUCAUGACUGCCCUCUUCCACCUCGCCCACCCACCCUUAACAUGACUAAUCUGGGUGCUAUGAUGGAAGAGGCAAGCUUCAUGUCCGGGCUCAUGCAACAGGCCAGCCAGUGGAGUAGAAACCAGGAGGAGACUGAAUCGUGGAAGAAAGUUGCAGUUCAGAGGUUUACCACCCCCCUGAACUACGAGAGAUUUAGUGGAAUGGCCAAGGUUCAAGCCCUAUGGUACAUUUGGAUGGGUGAUCCUGGAAGAGCUGUGGUUAUGGUGGAAGCUUGGCAGGGGUUCGAAAGAGACAAGACAGCAGGAAAAGUUCUUGAUGAAGACAAUGUCGUGGUUGAAGUCAUCUUGGAUUCAACUCUUAGCAAUCUCUCGGGUAGAGGGAUGUGCAUUGGUCAGAGCACAAUUGAUGCAAGAUUGACACCAAAGAGCCAGUGUGACACUUGCUUGAGUCCUGCAUCUUCAGGAAAGAAACGCCAAGGUCUAAAUGUGUUGACUUGUCUCGACAAAGAGGCCAAUGGCGAGUUUGGACAUAAAGGUGUUCGUGUGAACGUGGCAAAAUUGCUCUAUGCAGUCUACAAAUUUGGCGUCAACAAAGAUUUUGAGACAUCUGCUAGCCACUGCUUCAGAGAAGCUCUCCACACCUUUCUAGAGCAUUCCUUUACUGUCCUGUAUUGGAGAAUCAAACCCACAAACCCCAUGACGGCAGCAACGGAGACUGAAGCAGUUCCACGGUUCAUUGAAUUACUGAAUGUCAACAAAAAACUUGAUGUGAAUGAAUGGGUGAAUUCCUGUACCACUGUGUUGGGAGAAGCCCUUGUAAAGCAUUGUAGCAGCAAACUCGGUCAAGGAGAUGUAAAGAAGCUGUGUGAAUUGUUUCGCUCAAAGAUGAAUAAGAUUUUAACAGAGUUCAAGAAGCUGGUUAAAGAUGAGGCAAAAUCAACACCAUCCGAAGAACUCACAGAGAAAGAUGUGAGCAUGGAUCUCUUGAGGAAAACUGUUGCUCCUACCAUGGCUCAGCAAUUCAAGCGAAAAUGGAGGCUCCUGUCAAAUGCAAAAAGAAAGAAAAUGUUGACAACAGACAAGAAGUGUCUCUUUGAAGCUUGCUGUGAGACUUUCAAGCAAAUGGAGAUGAUUGAUGAAAAUAAUGGAGGGGAAAGCACAUCAGAGCAAGAGAUGACUAAUGGCAAGGAAAGUGAGGGCAGUGCAACCCUGAGCUAUGAUGAAGAAUGUUUUGAGUCCCAGGAGGUGACUAACUGUGAGGAAACCAAAUCAAGCAUCCCAGUCACCCAGAGUAAAUUAUCAAAGGAAUCUGAGAAUGACAUUGAAAUAGAAACCCAUUUUCCUGCAAAGUGCAGUGGUGAUUCUUGCCCAUGUACAGAUAGUCACAAGUUUUGGCAGCAUUUGGUUGGCGUUUUGUCUGGUGAUAAGAAUCCUAUCCCUUUCUACAAGUGCCUUCCUAAUGGAGAAAUAAUGCUGAAAGGAGAUCUUUUCCAGGAUCAGGAGGGUAAUUUCUUUGAUGACAUCAUUGUCCUAAAUGAAGAGUUCAUAUCUGGAACCAUCAUGCCAAUUGAAGACGAGAUCUUUUCCGAAUGCCUCAGACUCUCCUUACUUUGUAAGAUGGCAUGUCACCGGAUAGUUCCAAUCCUGCUGAUGAGCAUUAUCCAUGAGUUUGCUGAGUUAGAGAAGAAAGACAACAUCCGAUUUGAAUGCCAGCCCUGCCAAGGUUGCGGCCAGCUUGAGAGUCAGCCAGGUGACUUCAGGAGAUGUGGUGGAUGUAAAAGUGUUUACUACUGUGGGAAGAAAUGUCAAGCUCAAGAUUGGAAAGCUGGGCACAAACAGAAAUGUCAGGCACCAGGCAAGGACAAGUAAAGUACAGUAUUCCACUGGAAGAUUUUCCAAGCUACACUGGACUAGAGAGGUUGUUAUCAUUACUCAGAGAGACAGAGUAAUGCUGUUAAGCUAUUAUGAACACUUCAGGGUUUCGACAUACUUUUCUAAUAGUCCUAGUUGACUUUUUAUUUUAGAUACUUUUUGUAAUCAGUUUACUCUGGAUAAUGUUUUAUUAUUACCUGACCCCAUUUGAUUAUUUAGAAUAACACGUGUAACACUGAUGCUGAUUACAUGCUUAAUGCUAGAGUAGGUAAAACUCUCCUUCAGAGCAUUGGAAAGAUUCCACAAGACCACAGGGAGCACACAAUCUUGUUGAGAAGAAAGAGAGUAAAUAAAGGAAUGAAGAGAACCAUUUCGCUCUGCAAAAAUUUUUUCGUUUACAUAUAACAUUGACAAGGGAGGCAAGUCUUUGACCAAACAUUUUGAAUGCAAUCCAAAUAUUUGCUUGAAUCUCUCAAUUUCUUUGCUUCCAUGAAACCAAACAAACACAAAACGAAGUUGAAAGAUUUUUCUACAACUUGGCUGAAUUUGUUUUCUAAUACUUUAACAACAGUCAGAGAAUUUAAGUGUCUUUAGCAAAAUUUUUUCUCAAAUUGCUUUUCACAACAUGAUCGUACCGUUGAACCGGUACCAAUCACGUCAUCCAGCUCGAGCUCCCCUCCCUCUCCCACAGAUGCUUUUUUGACAAGACAAAUCUUUACAAACCCCUCCCCUGGUUCACAGUUUUUCUUGGGUGUCUGGAGUCACCCGAUCUCUAAACAGAAAUGAAAUGACAUGAGUUAAUACCUGAAGCGUUUUUAGCGAGAUUCUGCGUUUAAAAUUGGGAGCUGAGAAAGGACUUUAAAAAUUUGUCAUGUCAAAAAAGCACUUGUGGGAGAGGGAAGGGAGCUUGAGUGCAUUUUGGAUGAAGUGACUGGUACCGUUCCAACAGUUUGAUCAUGUUGCAAAACGUUUUUUGAGAAAAAACUUUGCUUAAGACGCUAAAAUUCUCUGACUGUUGAGAAAGUAUGCGAAAACAAAUUUGGCCGAGUCGUAGAAAAAUCUUUCAACUUCGUUUUGUGUUUGUUUGGUUUCAUGGAAGCAAAGAAAUUUAGAGAUUCAAGCAAAUAUUUGGAUUGCAUUCAAAAUGUUUGGUCAAAGAGUUGCCUCCCUUGUCAAUGUUAUAUAAACCAAAAAACAUUUGCGGUGCACAAAAAGGCCUAAGUAAGAGUUUAGCACUACUAUGUUACGCAGGACUUGUAGGUAGCAGUGUUCCCUAUAAGGUUGCGUAAGAAAUAACAAGAGGAGACAAAGGCUAACUAUUCGUUCUCUUCACUCCUUUAUUUACUCUCUUCCUAUUCAACAAGAUUGUGUGCUUCUUGUGUUUUAAAAUGUUAUAGCAGAUCUUGGGCUUUUGGUAUUAUUCAGAGAUUAUAUCAAGAUGUUAUGUUGUUACUAUUUGGCCCCUGAAUUGACAUAAUUUUUUCCGGGUACCUCAAAAAUUAGAAGUAUAUUUCGUAAAAGAAAGAAGCUUUUUUCCAAGUUAUUGUUUAGCAACAAAAACUUUUGUGUUUGGAAAUAGUUGUGCAUCAUUGCCUGUCAGUUUUUGCAAACCCCUUAUAUCCUCAGUGAUUGCUGAUGAACCUGUGUUUAUAGAGCACCUAACCCCCCAAGUAUUUAUUUGAUAAAACAAAACUUCUUGUUAUUCAAAGCAUUUCUGCAAAAAAAUUAGCAUUUGGUUGAAUCCUCCAUACUAUGCCCUUUUGAAGUGCACUUGAAUUAUUCCGUGUCUGGCUUUAGGGAGUCUGGGGCGGGAGAUGCUGAUCCCCUAGUCAGCUCUCUGUAUUUGCUUGAGAAAAUGGAAACCAAACUAAUCCUUGUAAUAUAUUCUGAGACUAAAAUGUCUAAAUUUUGAUUUGCCCCCAAAUUCCCAACUUUGCUUGUUCUAAAAUAUUGUUCAACAGUCUAAUAACCAUUGGAUAUUUUAGAGUCUUGAAGUGGAAGGUACAGUUUUUUUUUUUUUUAAUUUUCAAUUGACUGCACUUUUUUUAAGACAAAUAUAGAAUAUGUCAGGCUUAAAUAUGCUUGCCUUGAACGUUUUUGGCCAAAAUUUGCAUCAAGGAUGCAAGUGCCUAGUUUCGUGUAGGGGAAAACCUGUGUAAAUGUUAAAUAAGAGAGGAGUUGGGCAUUUGUUUUUGUUGGGUAUAGGGAUAUUUCAUACAUUGUCAUAGCAUUACAAGGUAAAUAUUUCCUUGGCAACAACAGAGCAGAUAACAGUUGUUUAUAAGAUUAAUUUUAGAGAUCUAUGUUUUAGGCCUAUAUUCAUAUGAUCACCUGGUAAUCACUAAGACGGUUUUACGAAGUUAGGAAAUCAAACCCAGAUAAUUUAGUGACAGGUAUCAUCAGCUAUUUCAUUUCAAUAUACAGGUGUCAAAUGGUAGCACAUGUGUUACAGCAGUAUAUAGCACAGCUGUUUCACAUACUAGUCACAACUCUCACAUGUGUUCUUGGUUACGGUUUCAACUGAGAACAAUGCAGUGCUUGCUCCAGUUUUAUUUGCAUCCAAGAGGAUGACAACAAAAGAUAUCUGAAGAGAUUAGUUGCACAUGUGGCAAUUUAGUAAUUACUAACAAUUGCUGGUAAUCAUACACUGUCAGAUUCCAGCAUCAACAAUAUCUCAUGGUACCUAAAAAACAAAUGCCUUAUAUAUAGUAACAUUUAUCAUAUUUGAUGAACUGAGAAAUUUAGAUGUUAAAGUUGUUAUGAUAAUAUUAUAUGAUGAGUAGAGAUUUUUGAAAAUAAUACCAAGGCUGGAAGUGAAUAA
Molecule: messenger RNA, 5636 nt
Organism: Orbicella faveolata
Lineage: Eukaryota; Metazoa; Cnidaria; Anthozoa; Scleractinia; Merulinidae
Source: RefSeq, a predicted model, not a curated record